UACGGAAAAGGUGAAAAUCUCGAAUUUGCAAACCUGCGCUUCGCCAAAUUCAUUGUAUCAAAUUUUUGGAUUUUUUUACUUCACAAUGGCAAAGGAAAGAAAAGAACGUAAAAGCUCUGGUACUGCUGAAGAUGAGUAUGACUCUUAUCUCCCUGCCCAAAUGCCAAUCGCCCAACCUUUGGCACCCAAGAAGCUCAAUAAAAAAAUGAUGAAAACAGUGAAGAAGGCUUCCAAACAAAAACACAUCCUUCGUGGUGUCAAGGAAGUUGUCAAGGCUGUUCGUAAGGGCGAAAAGGGCUUGGUUAUCCUUGCUGGUGAUAUUUCUCCCUUGGAUGUGAUUUCCCAUAUUCCUGUCUUGUGCGAGGACAACGACGUUCCCUACGUCUAUACCGUUUCAAAGGAGUUAUUGGGAGAUGCUUCCAACACCAAGAGACCCACCAGUUGUGUCAUGGUUGUCCCUGGCGGAAAAAAGAAAGAUAUGUCCAAGGCCGAAGACUACAAGGAAGGUUACGACGAAAUUUUGAAGGAAGUCCCUGCUUUGGGAGCUUAAAUUUUCAAUAGGAAAAAAAUAAUUCCUUAAUAAUCUCAUCUUGUUGGAGAGAGUCGCGGAUUGAAUCAACAUUGGGUUGGAUUUCUUUAUUUUUCUUUACUUUUGCUUUUCGAGGGAUAAGGCAUACUUUUCAUUUGGUUUUCUCUGAAAAGUAUCCUUUUUCGAAACAUGCUUCUCGUUUUGUCUUUCCCGGAGUUCCAUAUUUGCGUUCUCUCUUUCGUUUCCUUGCACUUCCAUUCAUCUCCCACUUUCUUUUGUUGUGGAUAGUUUAGCAACUUGAACAAAUAAAACUAUAUAUGGAAAAUAAUUGUUCUUGUAUACUUAUUCCCACAACUUUGUUUCGUUUUUUGGUGUUUCUCUUUUUCUUUUUUGGAAAGAAACUUGUUUUCGAUGAACACUUUUGAAUGCAAGUAGACGGGUGAAAAGGAAGAAUAAAAUAGGUUAUUUAUUUGCGUGAAAAGGCUUAUGGACGGUGAUCCCAUCGAAAUCAUUCUUUACCAAUCUGUUUAACAAUAUGAAACUUUAGUGUGUCAUCCAUA
Messenger RNA from Schizosaccharomyces octosporus yFS286, 1089 nucleotides. RefSeq names its product RNA-binding protein Nhp2. NCBI's taxonomy places the organism in Eukaryota, Fungi, Ascomycota, Schizosaccharomycetes, Schizosaccharomycetales, Schizosaccharomycetaceae. Gene Ontology annotation, cellular component: box H/ACA snoRNP complex; nucleolus. The coding region runs from base 86 to 550 and encodes 154 amino acids. Gene Ontology annotation, molecular function: box H/ACA snoRNA binding. Gene Ontology annotation, biological process: snRNA pseudouridine synthesis; rRNA pseudouridine synthesis. The record is from RefSeq and is a predicted model, not a curated record. The transcript has a single exon.